UAUAUGUUAUGUGGAAGCAGAGGUAUACUCUAGCACUACCCCUCUGCUAGCCAGCUGCCGGCCCCUUCACUUGCUUUAUCAUCUGAGGAAGGAAGAAGCAGGCAGUAGGGUUUGUUCUUUCUAAGCUCUAGUGAUUGCAAAGAGACAGUGAAGGAGGGAGGGGGGAGUGUGAAGCAGCAACAGCAGCAGUAGCUUCAUCCCAUUAAAACCAAGAAGACACCAUAGGGUAUUGCCAGCCUGAGCCCUGUUUAUUCUGAGACGGUGUGACACAAGGAGAAAAUAACAAGUCAUCCCUAAAGGAAUGAUGCAGGGUAAAAAAAGCACGAGCUCCAGUGGAAGGAGUGCAGAUAUUCAAGGAGAUGAGGCGCAGAGGAAAAAGAAGAAAAAGAAGGCAUCGUGCUUUUUAAACAUCAAGAUUUUCCUGGUAUCCGAGUGUGCACUGAUGCUGGCCCAAGGAACUGUAGGAGCUUACCUGGUCAGCGUGCUGACAACGUUGGAGCGAAGAUUUAACUUACAGAGCACAGAUGUAGGUGUGAUUGCCAGCAGCUUUGAGAUUGGGAAUUUAGCCCUUAUACUAUUUGUGAGUUACUUUGGUGCCAGAGCCCACAGGCCACGUUUGAUAGGUUGUGGAGGUAUAGUCAUGGCCCUUGGAGCACUUCUUUCUGCUCUUCCUGAGUUUUUGACUCACCAGUAUAACUAUGAAUCUGUAGCAAUCCGGUGGGGCACAGAAGGAAGAGACAUUUGUGUGGUUAAUGGUUCUUACAAUGAUGAAGAUCCAGACUUGGAUAUUAUCUGCAGGAAUACAACUACAACCAACAUGAUGUACCUGCUGCUUAUUGGUGCUCAGGUCCUUCUAGGGAUAGGAGCUACACCUGUACAGCCCCUAGGAGUCUCCUAUAUCGAUGACCAUGUGAGGCGGAAAGAUUCUUCUCUAUACAUAGGUAUUCUGUUUACCAUGCUGGUAUUUGGACCUGCCUGUGGCUUUAUCUUGGGUUCUUUUUGUACCAAAAUGUACGUGGAUGCAAUUUUCAUUGACACCAGUAAGUUAGACAUCACUCCUGAAGAUCCCCGAUGGAUUGGAGCCUGGUGGGCCGGUUUUCUGCUUUGUGGUGCCUUACUUUUUUUCUCAUCCCUCUUGAUGUUCGGCUUUCCACAGUCACUCUCAGCUCAUAUGGACCACGCCGAAGAGAGUGAGCAAACUAUGCUACCUGACCGGGACUAUGAAAGGCCCAAACCUAGUAAUGGUGUUGCAAGGCAUUCCUUAGACACAGGGGACAGCACUUCCUGUUUCCAGCAGCUUAAAGUAAUUCCAAAAGUGACAAAGCAUUUGCUAUCCAACCCCGUGUUCACUUGCAUCGUUCUUGCUGCCUGUAUGGAGAUUGCGGUGGUCGCUGGUUUUGCUGCAUUCCUGGGGAAAUAUUUAGAGCAGCAAUUCAACCUGACAACAUCAUCAGCUAAUCAACUUCUUGGAAUGACAGCGAUACCAUGUGCUUGUUUGGGCAUUUUCCUCGGUGGGCUCCUUGUAAAAAAGUUAAGUCUAUCUGCCCUGGGUGCUAUACGGAUGGCUAUGAUGGUGAAUCUUGUAUCUACAGCGUGCUAUGUGUCCUUCCUCUUUUUGGGCUGCGACACAGGUCCUGUUGCUGGAGUUACUGUUCCCUAUGGAAACAACACAUCACUUGGUUCUUCACUGGACCAAUAUGCUUCCUGUAACAAUAACUGUGACUGCCAAACAGACUCGUUUACUCCUGUGUGUGGUGCCGAUGGUAUUACUUAUCUGUCCGCCUGCUUUGCUGGCUGCACUAAAACGAAUCUGGCUGGCUGCUCUUGUCUCACUUCUGUCCCUGCGGAGAAUACCACAGUGGUUCCUGGAAAAUGUCCCAGCCCUGGUUGUCAAGAGGCCUUUCUCACAUUCUUGUGCGUGAUGUGUGUCUGCAGCAUGAUUGGAGCUAUGGCACAGACGCCAUCCGUUAUCAUCCUCAUCAGGACAGUGAGCCCAGAAUUGAAGUCAUACGCUCUGGGAGUUCUCUUUCUUCUUCUUCGUUUGAUAGGUUUCAUCCCGCCACCACUGAUCUUUGGAGCUGGAAUCGAUUCAACUUGCCUUUUCUGGAGCACGUUUUGUGGAGAGCAGGGUGCCUGUGCACUAUAUGACAAUGUGACCUAUAGAUACCUGUAUGUUAGCAUUGCUAUAACUCUGAAAUCCUUAGCAUUUAUUCUCUAUACAACAACAUGGCAAUGCUUAAGGAAAAACUACAAAAGAUAUAUAAAAAACCAUGAAGGUGGCCUCAGUACAAGUGAAUAUUUUCCCUCUAAUCUGACCCUAGAUAACCUAGGGAGAGACUCUGUUUCCCAAACCAAGGUUCAUAGGACAAAAUUCAUCUAUAACCUUGAAGAUCAUGAAUGGUGUGAGAAUAUGGAAUCUGUUUUAUAGUAGAUGUUGGAUAGACUUAUUUUGCAUUGUCCAACAAAGAUCCUUUUGUAAAGGAGAAAAAGACAAUUUGCUUCAUUCAACGUGAUGGCACAUGACAUUCUGCAACAAAAGUGGAUGAUCACAGAAAGAAAUAAGAGAUGCAGCUGUUAGUCCUCAGGCCGUCAGCAUCCGAUCUUCCAGCAGGAUGGGUGUUGCUUCAAGCACCCAGGAUUGUCUUUAGAGAGAAUGUAAACAGUCUGGCACACUGGGAUGGAAAGCUAAACCAAGUUGGCACCUUUCCAGGGUAGAACUUAGUACAAAUCCAUAAUGUAGUGUUUGGAUUGAUGCAAGGGCAACCUUUUGCUGGGUAAUGGCUGACGGCACACUAUGAGCACUCCUCAUAAUCAUCUAUCAUAUUGCUAUGAAUGCCAGAACAACCCAGGAUAUAGUAGAUUAUAACAUACCGAAUGCGUUUCAAAACAUGGAUAGAACACUUUUAUUUUUUAUGUCAUUUAUUGAAAACAUGUAACUUAGCAAGCAAAAGAUCUCAGUGAUUUGUAACUAGACUAAUUAAAAGAGAGGUUGAUUAAUUCCAGAAAGAAUAUCUUUAAGAAGUCCCUGUUCAGUGAAUUGUGGUGUAGUCUUUUUAUCCAGGAAGAUGAGAGUAAUGAUUCUUUUGUAAUGAAUAAAUAAAUGCAGAACAAAGAAAAUGCAAACUUUCAUGACAUUGAAGUCAUUUUUUUUUCAGGCAAUAAAGGAACUAAUCGUU
This is a messenger RNA of Bombina bombina (fire-bellied toad), 3176 nucleotides long. It is a transcript of the gene SLCO3A1, whose product is annotated as solute carrier organic anion transporter family member 3A1. The coding region runs from base 302 to 2428 and encodes 708 amino acids. The record is from RefSeq and is a predicted model, not a curated record. Gene Ontology annotation, molecular function: protein binding. Gene Ontology annotation, biological process: prostaglandin transport; transmembrane transport; sodium-independent organic anion transport. The transcript has 10 exons. Gene Ontology annotation, cellular component: membrane. NCBI's taxonomy places the organism in Eukaryota, Metazoa, Chordata, Amphibia, Anura, Bombinatoridae.